CUCUCUCCUCCUCCUCCUCCUCCUCUCUCUCUCUCUCUCUCUCUCUCUCUAAAAAAACCUAUCGCACGCAAAGCAGGCUACUUAUUCAUCUGUUCAUCAUCAUCAUCAUCAUCAUCAUCAUCAUAUAUAAGCCAAACCCAAGUAGCCAUAUAUACUGUCUGUCCAUAUAUACAUAUAUAUAUAUAUAUAUAUUUGUAUGCACACACACAUAUAUAUAUUAAAAUGGAUGAAGUAGUUGUGAAAGGGAGAUCAAGCUGUACUAACUCAUCAUCAUCAUCUUCUUCCGCACAAUUAAGUGAUCAAGAAGACAUGAUGAUGGACCUUAGAAGAGGGCCAUGGACGGUUGAGGAAGAUCGUACUCUCAUCAAUUACAUUGCUAAUCACGGCGAAGGACGGUGGAAUUCCCUCGCUCGCUGCGCCGGCCUAAAGCGAACCGGAAAGAGCUGCAGAUUGCGGUGGCUGAACUAUCUCCGCCCUGAUGUUCGACGUGGAAACAUCACUCUUGAAGAGCAACUUCUCAUUCUCGAGCUCCAUUCUCGCUGGGGAAACCGAUGGUCCAAAAUUGCGCAGCACUUGCCGGGCAGAACGGACAAUGAAAUAAAGAAUUAUUGGAGAACAAGGGUUCAGAAGCAUGCCAAGCAGCUCAAAUGUGACGUCAACAGCAAGCAAUUCAAGGACACCAUGCGCUACCUUUGGAUGCCAAGGCUUGUAGAGAGGAUUCAAGCCGCCAACACCGCCGCUGCCACCACCACCGCCAACAUCACCGUCUCCGCAGGCGCCCCAAGUACUCAUCACCACCAAUUCAACAACUUCCACAACAACAACAUGAUCAAUAAUAAUUUGCCAAUUAGCAAUAUUAUUAAUAUCUCCAAUGACUUUGUGGGAAGUGCUAAUUACACUCCUGAGAACUCUAGCACCGCCGCCUCCUCGGACUCAUUUGGGGCCCAAUUUUCGCCGGUUUCCGACCUGACUGAUCACUACUUCACCGCUAAUAACAAUCCUACUGCCACUACUACUACUCUUCCAGUUAAUAACAACUCUAAUACCACCACAACAACUACAAAUCCUCAUGAUCAUCAUCAGUAUUUCCAAGCGGCACCAAGUACUACUCAUGAUCAUCAUCAACAGGUUGGCGGUACUUAUUAUUAUCAUCCUUCAAUGAGCACAACUUAUGAUCAGAAUAACAUGAGCUUCAGUCAUGAAGGAUUAAAUAUUGAUGAUCGUUUCCAAGCUUCUAUGGAUCAGAACAAUCAGUACUGGAUAGAGGAAGUGGACAACUUGUGGAAUAAUGUUGAUCAAGACAUGUGGUUUUUACAAUAAGGUCACAAAAAAUAUUGGAUAAUUAAUUGUGGGGGGUGAAAUCAUUUUUAAAUUAGUGCAUGCAUGGUAUUUAAUUUUCAUUGUGUAGAGAUGUUAAAUAUUUUCCCACAAAUAUUUGGUGGGAAAAAUAGAAGCCAGAAAAAGAAAAUUAUGGAGUAGAUUAAUCUAGGAUAAAUAUAUAGAGAAGUUCAUCAUGUGAAUGAAGGACAGAGAGAUCAUAUCCAAAACUGUGGAUUAUUACUCAGCUUGUACUUUUUUCCUUUUCUUUUUUUUUUUUUCCUAUUUUUGGGGUGGGGAAAUUUGAUUUCUUUAAUUUCUUUAUCUCAUUCUUUGAAAAUGACCUUUGUACUACUGGUUCUUUGUUUAUUUCCAUCUUCUUUUCGCUAGUGAUUGCAUUAUAGUAGCAUGUUUCCA
Messenger RNA from Morus notabilis, 1734 nucleotides. Its product is annotated as transcription factor MYB108. Gene Ontology annotation, molecular function: sequence-specific DNA binding; DNA-binding transcription factor activity. Gene Ontology annotation, biological process: regulation of DNA-templated transcription. Lineage: Eukaryota; Viridiplantae; Streptophyta; Magnoliopsida; Rosales; Moraceae. The coding region runs from base 223 to 1320 and encodes 365 amino acids. Gene Ontology annotation, cellular component: nucleus. The transcript is spliced from 3 exons. The record is from RefSeq and is a predicted model, not a curated record.